AUGAACGAUUCAUCAAAAUCCGAGUACGAAGCUCUCAGAAACGCUCGCAUGUCAGAGAACAAGGCUAGGUUUGAAUCUCUGGGUAUUUUGAAUUCAGUUUCGAAGCUUCGCGAAAUUUCUGCUCUAAUAAACAAAAAACGUCCCUAUGUCAAAAAGGAUUACGGUGUCACUCCCGUACGCAGAUCUCAGCGAAUCAAGAAUGUUGCCGAUGGUACCACCACCGCCGACAAUCAUCAAAGAUCUUACAGUAGUUUCAGCUACAAUGUUACCCCAAAACAAGAUUUAGGUGAAGAGGGGAAGAGGCCUGCAAAUGCACCUUUUGUUGAACUGAAUCCGAAGAGUGUAGAGCUUUUUUUUUUACAAGAGACUUAUGCACGGCGCUGUGAGUACAAGGGUAGAGGCCGUUGUUACAGUUCAUUCUUGGGGAUAAGCUGCCAUUUUUGCGGGGUAAAGAAGUUAUGCGGGGAAGAAGAUUGCAAAAGAUGUGGGAAUUGUGAUGUGAAUGAACCUUGUCUAGGAAAGACUGAUUGCUCAGUGUGUCACUCAAGGCGGGGUGUCUUUUGUAGAGCUUGUCUCAAGAUUCGGUAUGGUGAAGAAAUAGAAGAAGUGAGAGAGAAUAAGGAAUGGAUGUGUCCACAUUGCAUAGAAGAGAAAGGAAUAAACCCUUACUGGAUAUGUAACAGUUCAAAAUGCAUGAGGAAACAAAACCUGCAACCAACUGAGUUAGCAAUGCACAAAGCUCGGGAAAUGGGAUAUGAAUCAGUGGCACAUCUAUUUAUGGAACAACUUAAAGGUGGAAACUAUCCGAAAUUAGACAAGUCUUUAUGA
Messenger RNA from Lathyrus sativus (Indian pea), 828 nucleotides. The record is from the annotation of a GenBank genome assembly. Lineage: Eukaryota; Viridiplantae; Streptophyta; Magnoliopsida; Fabales; Fabaceae.